AUGGUAACCAAGUCCUCCUCGGUGGCGGUGGUUCACGCGGGCCAGCACCUGUUCAAGGUCGUCGGCCACUCAACGAUCAUGGGCAGCUACACUGCGCUCACAUCCGACACCUUCCGCGUUGGUGAUCACGACUGGGCUAUCUUAUACUACCCGAACGGCGACGGUAGGGUCGUCGACAAUCAGUUCAGUUCGAUUUACCUUAAGUUGAUGAACGCCGGGGAAGAUGAAGUCAUGGUCUACUAUUCCUUCUGCCUCCAGGACCCCGCGGCACCGGCGACAGGUGAGAAGCACAAAUUGAAUUUCGCCCCCCAAAAUCCGAAGCUCUCAUCAACUCAGUUGACCUGGGGUACCAGCAAGUUCGUGAGUAAAGCCAACUUGGCCGCGUCCGGGCGCCUCAAGGAUGACUGCCUCGUGAUCAAGUGCACCGUCGAGGUUCCAGGACUGAUGGACAACCGACAGGAGGUCGAGGAUAACGACAGCGUCAUCGUGCCACCCUCAGACCUAAGUAAAGAUCUGUCUAAUCUUCUAGACAGCGGCCUCAAGACGGACCUGACCGUCAGGAUUGGCUGGUUCAAGAGAUUCAAGGUGCACGCGUGCGUGCUCGCUGCAAGAUCGCCUGUCUUCCGGGCCCAGCUGUGCGGCGCCAUGAUGGAGAGCAGAGAAAGCAGCAUCCGCGUCAAGGACAUGGAUGCCAAGGUUUUGGAGAUCCUGCUGCAUUACAUGUACAAUGAUCGUCUGCCGGAGUCUAUGGACGAGGCGACAGAAGAGACCACAAACAUGGCACAGCAUUUGCUCGUCGCGGCUGAUCGUUACGGAAUUGGAAGGCUAAAGCUGAUGUGCGAGAGCAGGCUGAGCAAGGCGUUAGAUGUCAACACGGUGGGUUUCACUUUGGAUCUUGCAGAGCAAUACCACUGUCAGCAGCUCAAGGAUUGUUGUCUCAGGUUCAUGACAAGAGACGGUGGGAGAUUAAGAGCCAUUGUAAACACCAAGGGGUUUGCUCAACUAAAGCGAAACCAACCACACGUCGCAUUCGAUAUUCUUGGACAAGUUAUUGCCUUAUUGCCGGCAGCUUAG
Molecule: messenger RNA, 1074 nt
Organism: Hordeum vulgare subsp. vulgare (domesticated barley)
Lineage: Eukaryota; Viridiplantae; Streptophyta; Magnoliopsida; Poales; Poaceae
Product: BTB/POZ and MATH domain-containing protein 1-like
Exons: 1
Coding region: 1-1074 (357 amino acids)
Biological process (GO): protein ubiquitination
Molecular function (GO): protein binding
Source: RefSeq, a predicted model, not a curated record